AACAUCACAACAGCAGGCCGACAAUGGCUUCCAAGAUAGAUUCCAAUACUCCCUGAUCAUCCUCACGUUCACCGUAGACCAUGUUCCAGCGGCGACAAAUGACGUUCCUGGUCUCUAUCGGUUACCGUAAAAUUUCUCGAUCGGAAACAACCCCAGAAUGCACAAUGUCCAUCCAUCUCUUAAUUACCUUUAUCCCACCAGGGCGACUUCCUGACCCCUCGCAGGCGCCCAAACCCUCGAUGAGGCAUCAUGGCGGGAUCUUCCGAUAAUGAAAAUGACUCGCGGACCGCCUCUGUUGGUGUCCAGCGCAGUCGCUUGAAUGACUCGACCGACUCGUCGCGCCCCAACUCGUCGGAUCCAAAUCCGAAUCCUCGAAAAAGGCAACGGAGAAAUGGCAAAUCUGCGGUGCUGGACGUGCGAGACUUUGUCCCUCAAGGUGCUGCUUUCACUGCCGUAUCGCUGGAGGUAGAUCCGGACAGCGCGUCCAGCUCUGGUUCUGACUCGUCCGACAGCGAUAACGACGGCAAAUCCACUACGUCCGAUGCAGAGAAACAGAACGCCGCGCGGACGAAUCCUCAGGUACCUGCCAUUAACUGGAACAAGGCGAGCAAGAGUGGCAUCAGAACGUCGCUAUCUAGGCGAGCGGACAGAACGGGCGAGGACAAACAAGCUUCUUCUCAGUUCAAGGCCGUCAACGACAAAUUCUGGCGCAGUCGCAGUGCUUCCGUGUCUAGUGACGGUGGCGAUCAGGAUGUUACGUUGGUUGAAAACGAGGGUGACAUGGAGGAAGGGGAGCUUGACGAGGAGACAUCAGCAGAGUCAAGUGACAUGGAUCAAUCUGGAGAUUCGGAUGACUCCGUAUCUCUGGAUUCCGAGGCUGAUGACUCUAUAUUGCUGAAUAUUGGCGAUCAGAAUGAUCAAACAGAUGGCUUAUCUGCUGAAGUAAAACCUGUUUCGGUGAAUGGAACCGCCGCAGGCGACCGAUCGACAAUAUCAAAGGAAGAAUCACAUCGUCUCUUUUCCCAAAAGUACUCCGUCGCUCCAACAAUACUCGCGGAUCUCGAUCGAAAUGAUAUGGAGGUACAGGCCAGGUGCUUGUUCUAUGACCGCGAAAUCAACGACAUCAACCUUCAGUUGCCUAUAUCGUGCACCGAAUGCUUAAAAGAGGGACAUCUUGCAGUAGUGUGUCCUUCCAAGGAGUGCGUACAUUGUGGCGCCUGGAACCAGCACCAAAGCAUAUUCUGCCCAUCCUGGCGGAGAUGUCAACGAUGUCGCGAACGCGGUCACGAUGAAGAGCAAUGUUCGUCGCUCCUCAAAGGCUCCGCAUCCGAGAUACCUUGCGAUCUCUGUGGAUCGUCCAGCCACCUGGAGCUCCAGUGUGAUAUGAUGUGGAAGAUUCCACAGCAGGAACUGCCCUCCGGGCCCGUGCUAGUCUCAAUCUCAUGCUCUCACUGCACCAGCAACCGCCACCUUGUAGGCGACUGCCCGUCCUUCUCACGAUCGAUGGUCUCCUCAUCAUUCACACUCCGAGGCAUCGACCCGCACAUGGUGACCAACAUCAACUCAGUAACCGGCGGCAGGCAAGGCGGACCAGCCCCCGAAGAGGCCAGAGCGGCAUGCAAAUCCGGGGCCGACAUGAUGCCCAGGGCGGGCCGGCAACCCGGCGGUCGAAACGCGAACGCGAACGGCAACCGGCCCAACAUCCGAAUCGGCAGCGGGAUAGGAAGGGGCAAGAAUCUUGCACCUGCUGGCCCUCGCGCCUCCGACCGGGAUACCCGUCAGACGUACCGAGACCGUCAGGACUAUGGGGGCCACAAUUCCCGCCAGCGCUCCAUAGCCAAUGACCGCCGGCAGCCACCGCCUCGCUCGCCUCCUCGGAAUCGACCGGAGCCGUCCCGUCAGACAAGAGGCGGAGGAAACGGCGGGGGUCGGGGUGGUCGAGGCGGACGAGGUGGUGGUGGGAACAAACGAGGUGGUGCCAGCGGAGGUUCCAACGGGGAUGGCUAUCGUCCGAUGCCAAGUGCCGCGAAAAAAAACUGGGACAGAUACAGACUAUGA
Molecule: messenger RNA, 2058 nt
Organism: Aspergillus novofumigatus IBT 16806
Lineage: Eukaryota; Fungi; Ascomycota; Eurotiomycetes; Eurotiales; Aspergillaceae
Product: zinc knuckle domain protein
Exons: 4
Coding region: 250-2058 (602 amino acids)
Molecular function (GO): nucleic acid binding; zinc ion binding
Source: RefSeq, a predicted model, not a curated record